UUCCGAGGAAGACGAAGUUCCCAAUGAUGAGGUGGAGUUGUUGAUCGUCCAAGCUUGGAGGGUGGACAUGGAGGGAAAACUGCUGGAUAUAGUCUUCGGGAAAGUGCGGGACGAACACCUCGAGUUGAUUAGAAGUGAAGUUCUGGUGUUCUUGGCCCAGCUCUUAGACGAUCUGCCUAUGGAGAUCCUUUCACGUUGUGACGAGCGAUCCGCACCAGCAACGUUCCCUCGUACGCUGACACCUCAUCUAUUGUGGCCCACGUGCAUGGAACUCGACGACGACAACAUCUAUCUCCCCUUGUCGGGCGACUAUUUGGUCAUCGAUGUGACCGAUAUCACUCCGUGGGAUCCGAUCAUCCGAAGAGUGGAGGUGGGGGCAAGAGAAGAGGUCGACGAAGAAGAGGAGGAGAAGAGGGAAAACACAAACGAAGAAGAAGACUCGGAGGCCGGAUCGGAUGACCCAGAUUAUCACGAAUCUGAGGAGACCAGGUCGGAAGAGAGUGGGUCGGACGAAUCAGGCAGUUCCGACUCACGGAGUGAGAAGGAAGACAAAGCAGCAGCCCAGAGGCGACGAGAGAGGGCAGAAGAGAAGCGUCCAGUGCAGGAUUCGGACGCACGACUGUUGGAAGACGAUCCGGCGCGCAACCCAGAGCCACCACAAGAGGAGUCCGGAGGAUAUGGCGUCGCCACUGCGGAGGGAUCUGGAAGCAGACGCCACAGAAGAAGUCCAACACCAGCUCAAUCCCCUCCACCCUAGAGGCCCACCGUUCGCCUACGUGGAGAUGUGGGCACUCAGGCUUCGUCCCCGGUCAUUAUCCCACCGUC
Messenger RNA from Chara braunii, 825 nucleotides. NCBI's taxonomy places the organism in Eukaryota, Viridiplantae, Streptophyta, Charophyceae, Charales, Characeae. The record is from the annotation of a GenBank genome assembly.